AUGUUUAUCGUCAGCGAAUUUGAAGAGGUCGUGAAGGUGCAGCCGACUCAUUUAGAAGAUGAUCAAAUGUCCCGGAUCAUCAUACACCUCAAUUCGAUGCUAGCCAACAAAGUGGUGAUGGACGUCGGCUUGUGUCUGUCUUUGUUCGAUAUUUUGGAAAUCGGUGAUUCGAUAAUAUACCCAAGUGAGGGAGCAUAUUUUUCAAAAGUGCGAUUUAGAUUCAUCGUCUUCAGACCAUUUGUAGAGGAAAUACUCAUUGGAAAAGUAAAGAGCUCCAGUUCGGAUGGAGCUGUACUGACGACUGGUUUCUUUGAAGACAUAUUUGUGCCUGCAGCAAAUAUGCAAAACCCCAGUCGUUUUGACACCAAAGACAAAGUGUGGGUGUGGGAGUACGACAACUGUGGCGAUACAGUUGAGUUGCACAUGGACAUUGGUGAGACAGUUAGGUUUCGUGUCGUUUCAGAACAGUUUGUCGACACGCAUCCAGGAGUGGACAGCGGGCUUUUAGACACCGGUGAGAUAGCAACAUCUAAGUCAAAAUCGCCAUAUUCAAUUGUUGGCACAGUAAGAGAACCUGGUUUAGGAGUAAUUGGGUGGUGGACAGAUUUAUAA
This is a messenger RNA of Macrosiphum euphorbiae (potato aphid), 612 nucleotides long. NCBI's taxonomy places the organism in Eukaryota, Metazoa, Arthropoda, Insecta, Hemiptera, Aphididae. The record is from the annotation of a GenBank genome assembly.